Molecule: messenger RNA, 987 nt
Organism: Knipowitschia caucasica
Lineage: Eukaryota; Metazoa; Chordata; Actinopteri; Gobiiformes; Gobiidae
Source: the annotation of a GenBank genome assembly
AUGACCCAUAAUGCAUCAGUGUCCUACACCUGGGCCUUCCAGAGGACCAACCAGCCCUUAGAGACGCGUCAGUUUGUGAACAACAUAGCGCGCAUCUACAGCAUCACUCGUGCCCUGCCACCCUACAUCCACCCGGACUGCCCCACGCCAUGCCCGGGCCGGACGCGUGCCAGCCGUGCGGGCCGGCCAGCAAGAGCGACAAGGAGCACAGCCGGUGCUACAGCGACUGCCGAAUGCAAAGACAACGUGACGGACCUGUCCCUGUACGAGUCGGAGGGAGGCAAACCCGAGGGCGGCGCGUCUGUUCGAGCCUUUGUCUGUCAAUCAACCAUCAUCCCAGCUGGUGGGCGGGGCUUCCACACCUCGCUGUCCUCUCAGUCCAUCACGUUGGUCGACACCUUCCUGGGAGCCACAGUGGAGACCACACUGGGAGACAUCACUGCUCGACCGGACCUGUUUCCAGACGCCAAACACCAACUGCCUAAUAUCAUCAUCUACUACAGGUCCUCAGAUGUGACGGCGUCCUGUAUGGCGGGCCGGAGCCUAGUGCUUCUCCUGCGCUGUGACCCGGACAUGAGCCCCCAGGGAGACGUCACUGUGCCCAGUCCGUGCCCGGCCGGGACGUGCGACGGCUGCAGCUUCCACUUCUUAUGGCGGAGCUCUGGAGCCUGUCCCCUGUGCUCCCAUCAUGACUCCCACCGGAUAGAGGGGGCCUGCAAACACGGACUACAGGGGGUGGUGUGGGUGUGGAAGGAGCCUCGCGUCUGUGUGGGGAAGCAGACCCUCCCCUGUGACAGUGUGGAGGCCGACAGCUGUGCCAUGAUGGAGGGCGAGACCGAGGGAGAGCCAGAGGAUGACGUCACCUAUUCCAAACCAUCGCUCAUCGGCAAACUCAAGGCAAGGGAAAUGGUGAACACUACGAAAACGUGCAGCUCAACUCAUCACCGUCCAAAGCGCUGGUGUGGAGCUAAACCACACCCAAUGUAA